Toxoplasma gondii ME49 is the source of this 3391-nucleotide messenger RNA. RefSeq lists its product as hypothetical. Bases 1515 to 2756 code for a protein of 413 amino acids. The record is from RefSeq and is a predicted model, not a curated record. Lineage: Eukaryota; Apicomplexa; Conoidasida; Eucoccidiorida; Sarcocystidae. The transcript is spliced from 2 exons.
UCUCACGUGAACCGGCCCCAACUGAGGAACACAUACGACGGUGGAACCAGGGUGCAGUCGGCACGUCGCUAGGGUUCGUUAUUCUGCACCACUGUCUGAUUUGGCUGUGCGCCCGAAUCUGUGGAACACGUGCACUCGCGAAUAUUCAUGAGAACACAUUGUUUUGGAAUCAACUAGCCAAAUCCUUCCCUCUGCCACACAUGCUGAAAGACGAGCUUGGGGGUGAAAGCUCUACUUCAACAAACGCACGGGCAGACGGUUCUCACAUGUGCGACGUCGCUAGACGAGUUCGAAGUCGUAGACAUCAUACUUUUGGGUUGUGUGUGAAGUUAACAACUAACCACUAGAUACGUGUUCUGAACAACCGGGAACACCGGACAGGCGCCCACUGCUUUCUGGAUAACAAACGAAUGGAGGAAGCUCAGCCGCACAGCUUCUUCUGGAGGACUGGGAGAGAAGUGGUCCGACAGAGGCUCAGCUUCGAAACGGUUUUGUGGGCUUUAGUUCUGAACUGAGCUUUUUUUGUUCGACUCAUCACCCCAAAAUCAAGACUCGGUUGAUACAUCAGCCGAAGUUGGGGCGGGCUGACGACACCUUAAACGUUCACAGAGACGAGAGAACCCGUUCUCCCGGUGUUGCAAUUCAUGCUGGGAAUCCCCGAUGUAUGGGGAUACAGCUUCAGAGCGAGCCACCACCACCAAGGUUGCCGUUGAUGCGGCAGUGACGCGAAGUAGAAGAGCGAAAGAGUGUGCCAAUACUUUUGUCUGUUUCACGUGUUUUAAAUUGAAGCAACACCGUUCACUCAUGCAUUUCGCGCCACAGAAGCAGGUAGCAGAGAACCAAAGUUUAUUCGCUAACAAUUGAACAACACAAGGAUACAAUCGAGGAUCAUCGCCACGCAAGUUGGGAUCACGGGCCGACUUCAAACAAACGAGGGGUGUACGUGCGAGGGCCCCUGUUCAGCGACGCGUAGUUCCUGCCAUGUACACACUUCAGUACUCGUAUGAAUCCGUUCACGUUGCCGCUGUUUUGUGAUUUAGCGUACAAUUUUCAAACAGACGAAAGCUACAAAUGCUGUACAGGGAUAGACAUGAUGCGGUGUCUUUCCUAUCUCUGUCUUGGGUCGGACCUAUCCUUUCAUUCGGCGUUGCUCUGCCAGCGUGUGACGUUUGAACAGCUGCCAUGGAACGCAUGAAGUUUGAGAAUGGACGCAUCCUUGUUUCACAGGGAGAGCUGAGUGAAGGAACUUGCUGCAGAAGUUCAGUCAAUCGUCGCUCCUGCCUGCGAAGAUUUGCGUAUUUGCGCUACAAGUGUGACCAGCCUGCUAAACUGACUGGCGAGCUGUGGCGUUAACGUCGUGGCGAAACGCGUAGCUAAGGGCAGAGAGCCAACAAGCGUACUUUGAAUAUCAAUUACGAGCUCGUUGUUCGUACUUCAUCAUUCUGGGUUCGCAGAAAAGGUGACGCUUACCCCGUCGUGUGGAGUUUAGUACCUUCAGGAAAGUCACCCUGAGGAUGCAUAGCCGGAACUGCGUCGGAGGAUCGUUUUAUGACGGGGCCGUGUGUUGUUCGCCUCCAUCGCGUGCUUUCGGCAAUAUGCACAACCUAGUCCUGGUGUUGCUGGCGUUUCUGUCUUCGUGGGAAGACAACGAAACCAGGCGCGGCGAUGUGGUGGAACAGCAGAAUCCUUUUCGCCUAGCGAUUCACGGCAAAACUGAGAGAGACCGUGACGGGAAUUGCACACAACACGGCGUGAGAUCAAAUGAUUUCCGUUUCGUGGAUGAAGGUGACAUGUCUGCUGAAGUAGGUCGUGGUCUGGCUUUACAGAAACAUGUCCGAGUUCCGCUGCAGGCUUCGAUUGCUCGGCGGCUUUCUGACAGGGAGUCGGAAAAGAGGAGCCAAGGUUCCGACAACGGAAACGGCACUACCCCACCUUUGCCACCACGGCGGACCCCGUCUCCGCGGCCUUCAGGAGCCAGUGGAGUUGUCCAACAAGGAGCUGCCGGUGUGGGCACGCCUACGAUGUUGGGGACAGGUGGCCAACAUCUCUCUGACCAGGGAGCUACAGGUUCAGUCGCACCAUCAGUGCAAUCUUCCUCAUCUAGUGCUGUCAGUGUUGAGGGUGCAUUGCCUCUAAUCCAGUUUUUCGGAAGCCGUAGCAGUUCUCCUGAAGUCCCUCUAUGUCAUGCGUGCCACACUGUAGAGGCAGCUGUAGGCGUGCUUCAAAGCAUAAGACACCGCAGACGGGCUGGCGCGCGUGAGGCAGCUGAGCGAAUAGCGGCACUGGAGUCCCAACAUGCUCUUCUUGUCAGUUCCUCCACCCAGGGAGAGCACAGUCAAGGUGCACGGCCAAGUGAUAUCCUUGUGAGUCACCGGGCGCUACAACGGGCGCGCCGAGAGGCCACCCGACAGGAAGAAACGCUACGGGGAGAAGAAGCCUCCCUGGAAGCGUUUAUACGCGUGGCCUCUGAAAAGCGUGAAAGAGAAGGGCAGAGGUCUCUCGAGGUGCUCCGCCAGCGCGUGGAAAAUCAGACUGCAGAACUUGCUGUGUUACGCGUCGAGGCAGCACUAGAGCGGCAACGUGAAAUGGUGGAGCUCGAGAGGAGGCGCGGAGACUUACUGGCCCUGGCCUUAGUCGCAGAAGACGACGAAGAAUAUCUUCGGCUGAGUGCAGAAGAAGAAGCAGUCCAACGGCAAAUCGAGCAAUUGGCGGAGGAAACGAGGAGACCGCGCCGUGGCCGUAGAAAGCCCGCGUGAUGCAGAAGUGAACAGUGAUUCCAAGUGUCUUAAGCACAGUUAUUUGAAAAAACAACAAUGCAUUCUGAAUGCGAAACGGUGGUAUCGGAGGUAUAAUGUAGGUAGGGGAACGGGGCACCCCCCGAUCUUAUUUUGUCAGUCCUGUUACGGAAAGGAAACUGCCUUGUCGGGAGCAGAGGUAAAUCCCAUUAGGCGCGAGGGUAGCAGAAACCCGCUUCGUGCUGCGUUAUGCUUUUGAUACUCGCACGCUAUUUUGAUUACCUCGCAAGCACCUUUGGCGACACUGUGAAAAUGCUUUUCUGACAAAGCGAUACACGAUUGCGGAUUUCCCAGUUGGUGUCGUGGUGCGCCUGUCGCCGAAUCAAGAGGACAUCCUAAUUGCACUUCAUAUGUGAAUCCGGCACAUACGUUCGUUACCAUUUUCUCAGCAACAGGCUUCUGGAGAAACCGAAACUGGUUUUCCAGUGUAGAUGGCAAUGUCACUCGUGGGGAUAACGAAACCCUGAAGAUUGCCCUGGCGGGUUCGAAAGUAUACGUUCACAGGCGUCCACCGAACAUAUCCUAUUCAUGAUGUGAACAGCCUAUUGAUGAUGUCUCUACUGAACACACUAGUUGAAAGACACCUGCGAGAGCGG